Molecule: messenger RNA, 5541 nt
Organism: Cladocopium goreaui
Lineage: Eukaryota; Dinophyceae; Suessiales; Symbiodiniaceae
Source: the annotation of a GenBank genome assembly
GAGAGCGACGGCUACCUCCCGUAUGCCCCAGCCUUGGUGGAAGCGCUGGAAGAGCGCUUUUGCUUUCUGAGUGCGGAGAGCGGCAAGGGAGGAGAAGAUGGUUCAGCCGGUCAUGGAGGGCCCGCUUUUGGUCUGGGCCCCCGAGUGUCGCGGUUGGAGGAGCUUCUGGGGAAGAUGUCGGUCAGCUUGGAGACUGUGUCGGAGAAGGUGAGUUCUGGUUCGUCCAAGCCUUCAACUCCCAAGGUGCAUUUUGCCGCAAGGCCCAAAUUGAUUCCUGGACCUCAUCGUCACGAAGAUGCUGCCAAGUUUCCUUCUUUAGACCCCAGUGUGGUUGCCUCUGCGCUUUCUGCAGGAGUUCCAGAGGAGAACUUGCGAGAAAUGGAGCGCUUGAUGGGUGCUUCCUCAAAAGGGAAAAAGCUUCGAGAAUCUGCCCUGAGGAAGCCUGCGAGAAAGGUGUCCGACAGUGUCCUUUCAGAAAGCGAGGACGAGAUCGAAGAGGGCGAGUCUGGCUCUCCUACAGCUGGAGCUCAGGAUCCGGCGACCAUGGAGGGGGCCCUGAACAAGUUGACGGAGCUGGUGACGCUUCUCAGUGCAGACAAGAUCAAGAGAGCAAAGUCCUCGAAGGUGGACAUCGCCCUCGAGAACUUGGGAGGAAACACUGGUGCAGACAGCUCUACAAGUUCCACUGGCAAACGAGCUGCAGCAGCUCGAAGAGCCCUCAGGCUGGCAUUGCAGGAAGCACCGGAAGACAUCAGCAACGUCAUCGAGAAGUUGAUUCUGGAGGACCUUACUUUGCAGACAGUGAUGCCCGGUAUGCCGAAGAAGGACUUCAACGCCCGUGCCUGGGUGGAGCAUCGGAGCCGCAUCGGUGCUUACAAGAGCUCUGCCUACCUUGCAUGGUCGGCAGCUGGGAUCCUGGACGACCUGGUGAACGGCCGGGUGGCCCAUGCGAGGGCUCGCAGCUGUCUGAUGCUCUUGAUGAUCGACCAAGUGGCGAUCGACAGAGGCAACUGGGCUUUGGGUUCGGAGCUCAUGCUCGAGCAGGGGCCUCCUUGGUCUGCUUUGGCGUCCCAUACGUUGCCGUCCAUUGCAGACGGGGAAAGCCCAUUCAGCAAAAUACUGGACCCAAGGUGGGCCGAGGUGAUGUUGUCGCAUCUGAAGGACGCAGAGGACUAUGUGCAAAAACGCAGAGCCCUGGGGAAGAAGACCACCGAGGAGACCGAGAAGGAGACCAAUCGACCGAGUUCCUUGAAGGCUGCUGACGUGUGCCCCUCCGGUAGUUCCGGCGGCUUGGGCACGAAGUUUGUCCACGUCCCGGGCAGUCGUGCGCCCACUGUCAAGGUUCCGGCCUUCGUUAAUUCAUGGCUACGUGUCGUGACGAAGUACGCGGCCAAGUUAGCUACUUUUGUGCAAAGCUUUCUCAGCAAUUUGCCACGGCCUCAUGAUGAGGAUCACUCGCUGAGGGGACUCUGGCCUAUGCCCGUUCCUUAUCCAGAAGUUUUUGGAGGAGACUCUGCUUUUGGUGGUUCUUGGAAGAAGAGGCGGCUGGUUCUGCAGGUGUUAGUUCUCAAUUGGCUUCACCUUGGAAGACCUCAUAGCUGCCCAGGUCUGCUAUGGCCAGGCCGGAGACUUUCUGCCCGGCAGUGGCGUCCAGUUCGCCUCUUGGAACACCUCAGCGAAGAUCAGAAUUCACUUUUACAGGUGGAUGCACAAUUGAUGGCAAGAGCAGCACUGCGGACAGAAUCCUCGGCUGACCAGCUGGAUGCUCUCCACCGUGCUCUCGUUUGCUGUUCCACCUCUACUGCUCCCUACGGGGCUGACACUUGCUCUCCGACCAGAGCUUGGCGUGAAAAUGAAGGUGAUGAUUGGGAGGAGAUUUCAGGGGGCUUCGGAGUUUUUCAUGGUGAAUCCAAACGUGGUGAUUCUGCUGUAGCUAAGCCUUUGCAAGCUGAUCGGCUUCACUUUGUUGGCUCCCCAAGUUUCAACCCUGUCCCCUACUUCGACAAGGAAACUGCUCAUGCUUAUGAAUUUCCUUUAGAAUGUGUUCGUGACGAUGUCGUUGAUGAACCCCCUCAAGUUAGCAUACAUGGUUCUGCUCAUGAACGGAAUCUGUUGUUUCAGAAGAUGGCUGCUUGUGGUCGUUUGGUGCCUCUGACCGUUGAUGAUGUACGUCCUGGGCUCGAGUGUGGCCUUUUUUGUGUUCCCAAAGAUCUUGACAGAGACCGUUUAAUCUUAGAUGCAAGACCCCCAAACACGGUUGAAAAGAUGUUGAACACUUGGACAAAGACCAUGAGCAGCAGCACUUGUCUUUCCGGCAUCGAGCUUGAUGAGUCACAGUGCCUUAUCAUGAGUGGGAGAGACAUUCGUGACUACUUUUACCAGUUUUCUGUUUCCCCGCAGCGAUGUCGCCGCAACUACUUGGCCGGUAGGCUGGAGCCUGAGGACCUGGAGUUCAUCUUCGGGAAGAAGUUCACCGAAGCUGGCUAUGUUGGUUUGUCAACGCUGGCUAUGGGCGAUUUGAACGCCUGCGAAUUUGCACAGGGGUCUCACCUCAAGCUGGUCGUGUCUUGUGGUGGAGCUUCUAUGGAUGAGAUCCUGAUGAUGCACCAGCCAUGCCCCAGGGGUUUGCUCAGCGUUGGUGUAGUGAUUGAUGACCUUGUUUGUUUGCAGAAGGUCCUUGCCUCCGACGUCAAGGCCGGUGUUUAUGAGGGUGCUUCUCUUUUGGACGAGCGUAUGGAGAGGAUCAUGGCUAAGUACGAGGAGGUCGGACUGCCUACUAAUGAGAAGAAGGCCUUCGACAACAGCUUGUGCAGUUCUUUUUGGGGAGUCCAAGUUGAUGGAAAAAAGGGGCUGGUACGUGCCAACGAGACCAGACUUUGGCCCCUGCUGCUCAUCACGGUGCACGUAUGUGCUUUAGGUCUCUCCACCGUAGGCCUUCUUCGUUCUUUGGCUGGAUCCUACAUUUCCAUACUCUCUUUGAGGCGCAGGCUCCUGUCCACCAUGAACUUGGUCUUUGACGCCAUUGCUGCGUCCGGCUCAGACAGGCAAGUCCUUAGGCUCUCUGGAGCUUUGAUUGACGAGCUCUUCACCAUGAUGAUUUUGAGCACGUUAGCGGUGGUCAAUUUGAGAGCCUCCACAGUUGGGGUCCUCCACGCGACUGACGCCUCAGAUUGGGGCAUGGCCGCUGUGGCGGGCGUGAUCCCUGUGCAAGAGGAUGAACUUCCUGGUGGUGACGUUUACGAUGUUCACCCCUUUUGGGAAUCUUUGGCUCGAGCAGUGCCCUAUGAGGAACAGUGGCGGCGAAAACACCCAAAGCCAGUGCAUGUGAACAUUGGCGAGCUCCGUGCGCAUCUGAUUGAAGAAGGUCGCAUUGGAGCAAAGCAGUUCAGCGUUCGGGUGCCCUAUGCCCUUGACUCUCAGGUGGCUUUAGGAAGUUUGGUCAAAGGCAGAGCUUCCUCGAAGGCUUUGAACUCAGAGCUGCUGAGAAGCGUGCCCACUAUGCUUGGCUCUGACCUUUACGGCGGGUAUGGUUUUUGGCCUUCAAAGCUGAACAGAGCUGAUGGGCCCACCAGAGACGCGAAGCCGGACGCUCCAGAUGCAGGUUUGCCUUGGUGGUGGGAUGAUGUUUGCAACAACCACUUUGAUCGGCUUGACCCUUGGCUGAAGGACUUGGAAGUGAUGGUGGCUCCCACGUGUCACUUUGAUCGAGCCUCUUUGGGAGAUCCUGUUGACAUGAGGACGGGCCGAGCUUUCCGAGCCAGCACUGGGCGAAAAGGAAAGGCCGUUUGUGAGAAGGGUGAGGCACUGAUGCCCGCGUGCGAGGGAAGUUGUUUGGGUGCGGAGGCUUUGGCUAUCCUCCGAGGCUGUCCCUGGGUCCUGACCUUCGAGAUCGGCCGGAGCGAAAGCGAGAAUGUCCUGCUGGCUUCCAACAGAGACAGCAUCACCAGAUUGGUGGUCCUUCGUGGUGUGAAGUUGGUAGGGUCUGCUAUGGUAUGCAAGUCCUUCUCCCGUGCUGUCACCCCUGCGGUCCGCACUUUGCAAUAUCCGGGGGGCGUGCCUUGGAUGACUUUGAACAUGAAGGAGAAGGUAAAGGAGGGAAAUGAGAUGGCCGACUUUGGUGCCGAGCUUCACGAGCUGUGUGAGGAGAGCCUGGAUGAUGCUGAGAGUCCUGAUGUUUUCUUUUGGACUGAGAACCCUGAUUCGUCCCAUGUGUGGGGGCAAAGGAAGUACAGAAAGUAUAGAAAGCCCGAUUCUCAGCAUGUGUUCAGGGCAGACUACUGCCGCUUCGGCACCAAGUGGAGAAAGAGAACGAGAGUGGCAACAAACCUUCCAAAGUUGAGAGGCAUGCGCAUGUUGUGCACGUGCUCUAGAGGGCAUCAACAGUUACGUGGUCAACACCCCACUUUGAGGAUUCCCUGGACUUUGGUUGCGCAGCCAUACCCACGUGGUUUCAGCCGGAUGAUAGCUUCUGCUGCUUUGGAUGCAUGUGGGUGGAGCAGACAAGGCAGUGGAAAGUUUAACAUUGCUGGGUGCGCCAAAUGCUCUUCCAUGCGGAUCGGAGAAGCCGACCACCCCGGACCUCGCAGAAUAGCUCAUCCUCGAGGUUUCUCCCUGGAAGAGGCUCCCGUGCAAACCUGGAACAGCAUUCGUCUUGGUGACCAGCAGUGGAAGAGGUUUUUGGUUUGGUGCUAUCAGUUUGUGGAGUCCGACGUUUUGGCUCUUUUCCUGGCUGUUCCAAUUUUUCUUGCCUAUGCUAUUCGGCGCUUUGGAGAUCUGGAAUUUGGGCGUGGUGGUUCCUUGCUUUACUACCGGCAUUUGAUCCUGGUUUCUUCGCGGAGAGUGCCGCAAUUGAAGCCUUACGCAGGAAUAUGCUGGGAUCUUGCUACCAGAUGGGAGAAAGCCGAGCCCACCACUCACCGUACUCCUGUGCCUGAGGUUUUGGUUGAAGCCAUGAUCGCAAUAGCAUGGAGCAUGAACUGGAAGCGAUGGUGCGGUGUUUGUUUGCUGUGCUUCUUCGGCAUCGCCCGUGCCGGAGAAGUCUUGAAAUGCCGCAGGGAAGACCUCUUGCUGCCCUGCGACAUGCUGUAUGAGUGCGAUGCUGCCUUUUUAGUCUUGAGGAGGUCAAAGACGAGCUAUAGGCAACUGGCUCGAGUGCAGCACUUGAAGAUCACCAACUUGCACGCUGUAAAGCUCCUGAAUUUGAUCUACCAGGGUGCAGACAAAGACGAACUGCUUUGCUUUGGUAGUGCUCAUGUUUUUCGCAGGCGAUGGGACUUUAUCCUGCAGUUGCUGGAGGUGCCUACAAACGUUCAUGUCACCCCUGGCGGACUACGAGGCGGAGGCGCUGUAACGAGCUACCGGAAAGGAGCUUCGAUCAGCGACUUGCUGUGGGCUAUGCGCUUAAAGCAAGUGACAACUCUGGAGGCCUAUUUGCAGGAGGUCGCAGCGCUUAGCCUGCUGACCGAGCUCCCUUUGUCCUCUAGGAGAGCCAUUCGAAGUGCUGCUUCUCUGUUUGCUUUUCUGGCCUUUGGUGCGGGAUGA